Molecule: messenger RNA, 1338 nt
Organism: Humulus lupulus (European hop)
Lineage: Eukaryota; Viridiplantae; Streptophyta; Magnoliopsida; Rosales; Cannabaceae
Product: probable F-box protein At2g36090
Exons: 1
Coding region: 191-1255 (354 amino acids)
Molecular function (GO): protein binding
Source: RefSeq, a predicted model, not a curated record
UCAACAACAGCGUGCCAUGCAUGAGAAUAUAUACAUAUUAAAUAUUUAAAAAUAAUUACUUUUUCGUUAUUAAUGAAAAUAAUAAGGGCAAUUUGGUGAAUGAAUAGUGUCCCCAUUCCAAUAUAAACUCCCUCGGAGAGCUCUCAACUCGAAAGAGUGUCCAAACUUGUUGGGAACGAACAAACAGUCAAUGGGCAUGGAUUUUAUACCUUCCUCCGCUUCAUUAUCCACCGUCGAUCACGACGGUGCCGCCUCAAUCUCCACCCUUCAUUCCGACAUAAUUCAAACCCACAUCCUGACCCGACUCGACGGCCCAACUCUGGCCUCGGCGGGCUGCGCUUCGGCCCAACUCAACUCCCUCUCACGGGAACAGAGUCUUUGGGCCAACAUUUGCCAAUCUACGUGGCCUUCCACAAGCUCGCCAAGUGUCCGCCAAGCUAUCUCCGACUUCCACGGCGCCCACCGAUCCUUCUUCGCCGAUUCCUUCCCUCUCAUCACAACAAGUAAUAGCUCACCCUCCAAUUCCAGAGCCGACGAUCUCCACCGUACGCCGGAGUUGAUCUCAGCCGUCGAUUUCCACUAUCGCGGAGAGCUCAUUUUUAGCAAGGUCGUCGUGACAGAAACCUUGUCCGGGUGGUUCCGCUGCUCACCGUUCCGGGUCGACCUGCUCCACCCGAAAGACGUCGUCCCGACCCGAAUACCCUACCCUAACGAAGACAAAAACGACGACUCCGCGUGCAGUAAUCUUGCGGAGGAGCUGACGCUGAGCUGGAUUGUGAUCGACCCGACCGGAAGGCGGGCGAUUAACCUCUCGAGCCACAAGCCGGUCUCCGUACAACGACACUGGCUGAGCGGCGAGGUGCAGGUGAGGUUUGCGUCGGUGUUGGCCGGCGGAGGGGAUAGAGGAUCGUCUACGGAGUCUGUCACGUGCGGAGCGGUGGUCACGUGCGGAGUGUCUCAAGGCGGGGAGAUGUUGCAGGUGAGGGAAGUGUGCUUGAUCGUGGAGGACAUGGAUGGAAUGCACAUGAAAGGAAAGGAGAGUCUGGUAAUUUUACGGAAAGCUCUCGAGGGUAAAAGAGUAAAUAGCGAGAGGAGGGAAAUGGAAGGAAAGAAAAGAUACGAAGAGUAUUUGGAGAGGAAAAAGAAAAGAAUAGAGAGGAAAGCGAGGACGGAAGGGACAUUGGAUAUUCUAUCGGCGUCACUAUUCGGAGUUUCCGCUGUAUUUAUUCUCUUCUGGAUAAUCAUGUUCAGAUAAACGAUACCAAAACAAAAGUAAGAACAAGAAACUUUUAUUAAUUUAUGAAUUUUCAAUGUAAAAUUUGAUACUUAUAUUACAAA